Schistosoma margrebowiei is the source of this 2514-nucleotide messenger RNA. NCBI's taxonomy places the organism in Eukaryota, Metazoa, Platyhelminthes, Trematoda, Strigeidida, Schistosomatidae. The record is from the annotation of a GenBank genome assembly.
AUGAAUUCUAACAAGGAAUUUUCGAAUAACUUGGGAGCUUAUAUCUCUAAAGCUAAGAAGGAUAUUUUGCAAACCAUUAAUAAAAAAAAUUCUAUGGGUGGUGUCGCGAGGAUUGAUUGUCGUAAUUUAAAGUCUCAGCUCUUCGAUGUGUCGGAAAAUGUGGCUUGCGAUUAUAAACACAUGAGCUCAUACACUUAUGACAAGCUAGACAGUGAAAUAUCCGCUGGAAAAAACAAUAACUAUACACAGUCGGUUACAUAUUUCGGCGGCUUAUCGGGGACGUUAAGUUGUGAAGAAUGUUACUGCUUUACGUCAGUGAUACAUUCUCGAAUGCGCAUUUACCUUGGUUUCUGGCUACGUUUAGCUACAGAUUAUAAAUCUGCACGUAUUUUGCGUGACCAUAAUCUUCUCAAAUCAUCUUUACUUUUCUGGAAAUACGAAUUCGACUUUCGAAUCUCGCUAAAAUUUGCAAACAAAAAAGCUACAGAUCAUCAUAACAUUAAUAUAAAGUCGCGCUCACUUUUUAUUUGGGUAUCUUACCUACAAAAAAGACGGAGAAGAAACAAGUCAAAAAGUAUGGCAAAUGCUAAUUAUCGUCGUCAGGCAUUGCAAAGCCACAUGACAAGUUGGAAAACUAAGUAUUUUCUAACUGGAAAAUCUGCUGUUGAAAAAUCCCUUUUUGCUGCGGCAAGAGCUCACGAUCGUCGGCAUAUUUUGCGUAAAGCUUUAUUUGUUUGGAUGUUAAAACAUCAGUUUUGGCAACAAAAAAGAAUAUUACGUAGAACCGCACUAAAGUUUCUUCAAAAUAAAUUGAACAAAGCUAUCAUGGUGUCAGUAAUUCAAGAAUGGUAUCACCAAAUUUUAGAUAUUCAAAUUUCAAAUAAACAUAAUAGGUAUAGAAUUUUGAAGACGUUCCUUAAAAUGUGGUCAUAUCGAAGCAAAGUAUCAAUUAUAGAACGUCAAAUGUAUUUUUCUGCUUGUAAUUUACAUUCUAUUUUAGUACGUCGUCGAUGCUUUUUGUUAUGGAGAAAUUAUGCACUAUAUAAGAGAAAAAAAUACAAACAAAUAAAAUUUGUUAUUCGAUUUUAUAAAAUAAAUCAAAUUAAAAAGUACUUUGUUGCUUGGAUGAAUCAUCAUUUUGUGGCUCUUGAUCAUCGCAGUAGUGUUCAAUCCAUGAAUAUGAAACAUAAUACAUCAUUAAUCAAACAGUGUCUACUGAAAUGGAAAGAUUAUUGUACUAUCAAGCAAUUAUUAUUGUCAAAAUUAUCUCAUUUUAAAAAGUAUCAGAAAAAUAAACUACUCAAGGAAUAUUUUCAAUAUUGGUUGAGUCAUCUUCUCUUUAAACAGUCACAAGAAUUAACAAUCCGGAGUUUUCGAAAACAUAAAUUUAUGGAAAGCAUAAAAAGGAUGUUUCUUGCAUGGCUACAAUGGACGUCUAGUCGUCGAGAAUAUGUUUUGGAAAUGCAGCUUACUUUUAAAAUAAGUUUAGAGAAUAUGCGAAUUGUUACUAUACGAAUUUGGUGGACACGUUGGAGAUCUGUGUAUAACUAUUGUUCAAACGUUAAACUUGCAUGCAGACUUUAUGAUAAACAUAUACUUGUUCAGUGUAUCAAUUGCUGGUCUGCUUUUAUUACUAUCGAGAAACAUAAAAUCAAAUUAAUUAAAACAGCUAACGACUUUCGAAUUCGAACAAUUCAGAAGCACUUCUUAAGCCAAUGGCACUUAAAACUAAUUGAAAACAGUAGAUUUAAAGCUUUGAAAUCCAUAGCUCUUGUGCGAUGGUCUUUAUGCUUACAAGCAAAAGUGUGGAAGGCUUGGCAUUUAUGGAUUGGAAAACAAAAACAUAAAAGAAAUAGACGAAAAACCGCUACCCAACGGUAUUAUGAACACAAAACUGUCGACUCUCUAAGACUAUGGAUUACUGUGGCUUUGAAUAAACGUCAUGAAAGGCAUAUGAAGUACUGUUCAAAAUUUUGGAACAAUGACUUUCGUGUUUUUAAAUUAGUAAUUAAUACAGCAACACGUUGGUACUGGUGGACGUUUUCUAGAGGAAUUAGUCAAAAUUUAAGUGAACUUAAUGUGAAUAGUAUUUGGGCUGAUAUUUCUGAAUUGACUAAUGAAAAUCGCAUAUCCAGACUUUCAGAAUGUGGCAAUAAUUUCAGAACAAUACGAAAUCAAGAACUAACACCUGCACGUUAUCCCGAUUUCAUUCUCCCUGAACUAAAUUCACUUGGGCUUACCAAUGCUGUAGAAUUCGAACAAGCAUUAGCUCACGUACCUCCACUAAAUGAAACUUUUCACCAUGAGACAUCCAAUCGUCCAGAUAUUCAUUCCUGUGGUUAUUCAUUUCCCAACACACCAGAUGUUCAUGAAAUUAAUUUAUAUAUAAACUCUUUGGUGGAGCGGGUAUCUUACUACAGAAUGAUAAAGUCUAAAUAUAAACUGAUUUAUCAACGCCUUUAUUUAGAGGGUCAGAUGGAGAAUAAAGCUAAUUAUAAUAAAGAGGUGAGUUGA